CCAAGGCGGAAGAAGGCAACAAGACGGCGCACCACAACUCCACUCACUGCUUGUCGCUGUGCUUGCUUGGCUGUGGUUGGGGGAUGGGAUGGCGAGCCAUGACCGAGACGGUGCUGGUCACAGAACUGGCACUGCCGCGGUGACUGACAGCAGUUCACAGCAUAGAACCGCCGCCGAUGACACUGCAUUCCCUACCUCAUGGGAAAGCCGCAUACCCCAACUGUCUGAACCACUGCAACAACAACAACAGAGACAACAACAACGACCGCACCAACAACCGCUGCAAGCAGAAGAUGAUGAUGAAGCAGCUGUGGACGCAGCCGCAUUGUUGCAGCUGAUCCGCGCCAAGCACAACCUUGGCACAACUAUCACAACACCAGACGACCCAAAGAACUCUAGCAAUGCCACUGCUGCACGCAACCAAUCAGCUGCACGACCGGGCACAACAAAAUCACCAAUCACAAGCACGCCUACACCACCCACAGGAACACCAACAGCAGCUGCGAGGAAGACAAGCCCAAGCCCAAGCCCAAGCCCAAUGUCGCCUGAAGCAGGCUCUUCGCUCCUAUCGGCGGCAGCGCACGAGCUGCGGCUGAGCCAAGAAACGACCGAGUGGAGGCGGGGCAUCCGCGCCCAGGUGUUCCACAGACACAUGAUGCUGCGGCGAUGCUGGGAUCGCUGGCUGCGACUGCGGCCGCAACGGCGCCAGGACCUGGCAAACUACGCCGUGGCCAACAGCUUCCGUGAUGCCCUGCUCAUGAAGCAAGCCUUUGAGCUGUGGCGCCAGCGGCAGCAGCUGCUCCGCCAGCGCCAGGCGGACGGCCAUGCCGCGAACGCCUUCCAUCGCUCCAUGCAGAUGCACGCUGCACUGCGCCUUUGGCAGCGCCGACUACACCUCGUCGCUGAGCUACGACGCCUGGAGCAAGCCAGCCACCCCCACAUGGAUGCGGUGCGAGCGCGUGCAGCCCUGCAGCGCUGGUGGUGCACGUGUGCAAAGAAGCGCCUUCUUGCCGAGCGAGCCGCCACCCUGCAGCCCAUCGCUGCUCGCCUGCGUGCGCACCAGCACCUGCAACGGUGGCGAGCGCGCCUGGCAGCUGUUCGUCACCUGUACUCGCGCCUCGCGUCGUACACCUUCGACAGGACAGUUCAUUGCCAGCGCCGCCACCUGCACCUUUGGAGGGCGCACGCUGCCCAUCAGCAGCGCGUGCGCGCAAUGUCAAACACGGCACUGCAGCUACACCGCCGGCAUGUGUGCCGCAACACCAUGUCACGCUGGCGGACAACACUGCAGCUUGUGCAGACAGAUGCACGCAUGACGGCAGAUUUCCACACCCGCGUGCGGGCGCCGCUGCUGCUCCUGCGAACGCUCCAUGCAAUGCGCGUGCGUGCACAUCACGCUCGGCAGUCACGCGAGCGCGAACACGCGGCUUAUGCGCACAGGCGCCACAACCUCCUCUCAACAGCGCUAGCGGCGUGGCGGCUGGCGCACGACCAACAAGAGGCCAUUGCCAUGCAGCCACGCGUCAUCACCGCCAUCAGGCACCACCAGCGCUCCACCCUCACGCGUACGUGGCUGGCGUGGCACAAAGCACUGACAACAGCACGACGCAUCGCCCCGCUGUCGGCAAUUGCAGACCAUCACUGGCGCAUGAAGGCGGUGCCAACCUGCCUCGCGCACUGGCGAACACUGACAAAGGAAAGGCGCCACGCACGCGCACUGGACAGGGCGUCCACCGCGUUUCGAUGGCGUCAUGUGCAAAGCGCCGCGCUUGACCGUUGGAGAGAGCGCGCGCGCGGGCGAAUGAAGGAGAGGGAGCUCCUGCCAGACGCCGAUGCGUUGCUUGCAGGCACGGUGCUCGUUCGCGCAUUUCGCACGUGGCGCAGCCACUGGCAGCAGCAACGCGUGCGAGCGGCACAGGUGGAGGUGGCGGCGUGCCAGCAUGAAGGGUGGCUGGUGUGGUCGGCGUGGCGGCGUUGGCACGGCGCGUGGAGGCAACAGCUGCAGCUCCAACACGUGUACACAUGCGCAGCGGCUGCACACGAGCGGUGGGCGGUGGCUGUGGCGUGGCGGCGGUGGCAGGGGAGGUUUCAGCAUCGACAGCACAUUGCCAGCGUGGCCGUGCACGUGACGAGACAGCAGCAGCAGCGCCUUGAGAGCCGGGUGUGGGACAGGUGGCGCGCGCUCACUGCACACAUGCGCACGCAGCGACUGUCAACACGCCGUGCAAUGCAGCAGAGGCACCUGCAGCUGCAGCGGCGAUAUCUGCAUUUGUGGCGUGCGCGGUGCAACGCAGCACGGCAGGCAGCCGGCCACCACAACGCCGCCGUGAUGAGAACGGCAUUGCGUCGCAUGCAAUCUGCACUUGCGCACACGCGCGCGAAGCAGCAGGCACUGGCACGUGCUUGCGAGCAACACACGCGUGCACGGGACUGGAAGCGGUUGGCAUCGUGUUUGAAUGCAUGGCGGCGUGGGCGUGUAUUACAAGCACAUGCGCGCGCAAAGUGGGAACGCAGCUGUGCACACGAUCGCCAGCGUCUCCUGCGGCGGAGCGUGGAUAGGCGAAAGAUUGGACUGCGUGUCGGACGCAGCGGGCCGUCUUUCGCAUCUGGCGGCAACGCUGGCUACAGCAACAGCGCAUUCACUGUGUACAUGGAGCGGCUUGCGCUGUCCAUGUGGGCAUUUCGGCUCCAACGCAAAUAUUUCGCGCGCCUGGUACAGUCGUACCACUGCCACCGGCACCACGCCGCGCUGCGACAGCGGGUGCUCGAGUGGCGGACAGCACAGCUGCAGCGCAUUGGACUUCAGCACAUCGUCCAGUUGGCCGAUACACGGGCGCGUGCGAUUGACGCUCGUGUUGUUGCCGAGGGCGGGCGACGGGAGCAGCGGCGGCACCACCUCAUGCGCUGGGCAGUAUACAGAUGGCGGGCAUUUGUUGGCCGUGCCCGCCACCGCCGGGCAGUUUGGAGACAAGGCAGAAGACAUGGUGCGACGGGUGAGAAUGGGAGCUGCGCCCGUGUGUGGAUGUGGGCUGGGGCAGGUGGUCGCGCCGGUGGUAGUGUGCUCCAUGAGCACUCUGAAGGCGAGCGUGAUGCCGGUCGUGUUGGUACCGAUGGUGGUGGUGAUGGUGGUGGUGAUCGAAGUGAUGAUGGCGAUGGCGAUGGGAGUGGACGGUGGGAUGAGGCCGUGCCAAUGCGUCUCUCGCCGGUGUUGAGGCGAGCGCGGAUGAAGAAGACAGCGAUAGCAAGAGGCAUGCCAGGCCGUGGCGGGAAUCAGGUGUCAACACCACCAAUGCCGCCAUUAUGGCCAAACGCGCUCGCCUCACAUCAGCAGCACCUGCCCAUGCAUGGGGGAUUAAGAGCGACAUCGACUGGGGCUCCUGGGGAUGUUGCGAACACAACGGCGAUGAAGCACGACCUCACGCGGAAUGCCGUGGCCACUUUGGGUGUUGGUGCUUGCGGUACUGCGAGAGGGCGAGAGCAAGAUGUGCAGACGGCCCUGGUGAAGAUGAGGCAGAUACUACAGCAUGGCGUGGACCUUCGUCUGGAGAUUGCCAGUCUUCAGGAUCUCCUUGAUGUCGAGGCAGACUGCAGAGACCGCGGAGAGAUUGAGGCCAUUCUCCGACAGAAGCAGGGGCAGCUCAAGCGUGUGCUGUUGCUGUGCACCAGGUGGCGGCAACAACAACAACUCCACGUCCACAACAGCGUAGAGUCAGAAUAG
Molecule: messenger RNA, 3718 nt
Organism: Salpingoeca rosetta
Lineage: Eukaryota; Choanoflagellata; Craspedida; Salpingoecidae
Exons: 5
Coding region: 89-3718 (1209 amino acids)
Molecular function (GO): phosphatase binding
Source: RefSeq, a predicted model, not a curated record